Populus nigra (black poplar) is the source of this 1655-nucleotide messenger RNA. RefSeq names its product thiamine-repressible mitochondrial transport protein THI74-like. The transcript has 8 exons. The record is from RefSeq and is a predicted model, not a curated record. The coding region runs from base 263 to 1450 and encodes 395 amino acids. Gene Ontology annotation, cellular component: membrane. Gene Ontology annotation, biological process: regulation of peptide transport. Lineage: Eukaryota; Viridiplantae; Streptophyta; Magnoliopsida; Malpighiales; Salicaceae.
ACAAGUCCUUGACAAGUAGCUGACGCUAUGAAACUGAAAACUUCAAUUUAAGAUUACUUUAUUAUUUUAAUUUCUUUCCUCCAAAAGAAACCGCAAGCAAGAUGUCAAACUUUGGACGUUGGCAUUCAUGACGCCUUUGACUAAGAUAGCCAAAUUUAAUACAAAAACCUGAAAAAAUAUCAGCUUUAUAGCAAAUUUAUGAGCACAGUUCAAGUUUGGGAUUUGUUUUUCAUUUUCUUGGGAUUUGGUGGUGUUUUGGAUAAUGGGUUGGAAGUACAAAGCUGGGUUAGGAUUGAUUAGCACUGUUGUGAUAAUAUGGGUCACUUCUGCAGAAGUCACUCAGCGAAUCUUUGAAAUGUAUAAACAACCAUUUGCAAUCACGUAUCUGGGGGUAUCUCUUAUGGUGGUCUAUCUACCUAUAGCACUUGUAAGAGACUGGUUCUGUAGCUUGUUCCAUUCUGGUUUGUCUAUGAACCUUUACAGUGGCAACUCUGUCAUUGCCUCUACCAUUGGACUCAAUAUCCCGCCGCUUAGGGUCAAUGAUAUGAACGAUGACCUGGAAAGUGACCUAAGAGGUUGCCUAAUCACCGACAAGGAUAUUGGUGAAGAGGGGGAGGGGUGGCCUUUGAACGUGAAGGACGAAGAAGAUGAACCCAACUUGCUUCAGCAGAAUUCUGAACUUUGUUCAUGGGAAAUUUGCAAGUGCAGUUUAUAUCUUGCUCCAAUAUGGUUUAUUACAGAGUAUUUGUCAAAUUCAGCACUUGCGAAUACAAGUGUCGCAAGUACAACAGUCUUGACUUCUACUUCAGGGCUUUUCACCCUUUUAUUUGGAGCUGUUCUUGGACAAGAGACUAUAAAUUUUGCUAAGGUUGUGGCAGUUUUUAUCACCAUGGCUGGUGUUGCUAUGACCACAGUCGGAAAAACUUGGGCACGGGAUGAAGCGUCGAGCUUUUCUGAGACAAGAAGGCACUCCAUCAUAGGGGACAUUUUUGGUCUUUUCUCAGCAAUAUCAUACAGCUUGUUUACUGUACUACUCAAGAAAUGUGCUGGAUCAGAUGGGAAUAAGGUUGAUGUGCAGAAGUGCUUUGGAUACAUCGGUCUCUUCACGCUUCUUGGCCUUUGGUGGCUUUUGUGGCCACUAAAUGCUGCAGGGAUCGAACCAGCAUUCAGUUUUCCGCAUUCAUGGUCUGUUGGCGAAAUUGUGCUGGUAAAUGGCUUUGUGGGAAGUGUUCUAUCUGACUACUUUUGGGCCCUCUCAGUGGUUUGGACAACACCAUUGGUUGCGACGCUAAGCAUGUCCUUGACAAUACCCCUCGCCAUGCUAGCUGACAUGGUUAUACAUGGUCGUCGCUACUCCGCAAUCUACAUAUUCGGAUGCAUUCAGGUUUUUGCAGGAUUUAUUAUAGCCAACAUUUCGGAUAAAUUUUCAGUGAAGAGGGAGUUAUUAUAGCAGAGGCUUGUAAACAACGGGAAUAUACACACCAUCUGGGAAGAAACAAGCUCUCCCCCUCCUGUUGUACUGUGGACAAAACAAGUAGCUACUGCUUGUUCUAUAUAACGUCGACUAUAUUAAUUUGUCGGCACAGCAAUCUUUAAGCACUGGAAAUUGAGUUUCUCAUCUGAAAUUAGAAUAAAUUGCUAACUGCUAAGCUCUA